GGAACAUGUCUCUGCAGAAUGUGAAAGCUUGACUCCAGUACGCCAUCAGAACACUUCAAGAUCUGUGCUGUGAAACCCUGCUAAUUGUCUCUCCGUAUUUUCCAUCACUGCAGAAUGAGCACGUGCUGCUGGUGCACGCCGGGUGGUGUCUCCACCGCUGACCUCCUGAAGCGCUAUGCCGCCAGGACCUGCUCCAGGGAGUUCCAGACAGCUGAUGAGGACCUCUGCUACUGCUUAGAGUGUGUGGCUGAGUACCACAAGGCGAGAGAGAGCUUGCCGUUCCUGCAUGAGGCUUUGUGGGAAUUAGAAACCUUACGGCUCAUAAAUUACUUUGAAAAAUCCAUGAAGGGAGAAAUCGGAGAUGACGAUGAGUUGUACAUAGUAGACAACAACGGGGAGGCGCAGCUGUUUGACUUCACCGGCCAAGACUUUGAAAACAAGCUUCGAGUUCCUCUUCUUGAAAUUCUGAAGUAUCCUUACCUCCUUUUGCAUGAACGCGUUAAUGAGUUAUGUGUUGAAGCCCUUUGUCGGAUGGAACAAGCUAAUUGCUCUUUCCAGGUUUUUGACAAACAUCCAGGGAUUUAUUUGUUUUUGGUCCAUCCCAAUGAAAUGGUUCGACGUUGGGCUAUCCUGACUGCAAGGAACUUGGGAAAAGUGGACAGAGAUGACUACUAUGACUUACAGGAAGUUUUGACUUGUCUUUUCAAAGUCAUUGAGUUGGGGCUUUUGGAAAGUCCGGACAUCUAUACCUCAUCUGUCCUUGAGAAGGGCAAACUGAUUCUUCUCCCCUCACACAUGUACGACACUGCCAACUACAAGAACUACUGGCUUGGUAUUUGCAUGUUGCUGACCAUUCUCGAAGAGCAAGCCAUGGAUUCACUGUUGUUGGGCUCAGAAAAGCAAAAUGAUUUCAUGCAGUCAAUACUUCACACCAUGGAGAGGCAAGCAGAUGAUGAUAGUGUGGACCCUUUUUGGCCAGCGUUACACUGUUUCAUGGUGAUUCUCGAUCGCCUUGGAUCUAAGGUCUGGGGUCAACUUAUUGAUCCCAUUGAGGCCUUUCAGACAAUCAUCAACAAUGCGAGCUACAACAGAGAGAUCCAGAACAUACGGAACAGCUCUGCAAGGACCAAGUAUGAACCGGAGUCACUUUUGGAUGACAUGGUGUCUUGCAGCCAGAUUGUGUACAAUUAUAACCCUGAGAAGACCAAAAAGGACUUGGGGUGGAGAUCAGCCAUUUGCCCAGAUUACUGCCCUAACAUGUAUGAAGAGAUGGAAACACUAGCCAGCGUGCUCCAGUCGGACAUUGGUCAAGACAUGCGUGUUCACAACAGCACAUUUCUGUGGUUCAUCCCUUUCGUUCAGUCCCUCAUGGACCUGAAGGACCUGGGCGUGGCUUACAUCGUGGAGGUCAUCCACCAUCUCCACUCCGAAGUCAGAGACGUGCUCGGCCAAGCAGAUGCCAUGUGUGACAAAGUGACUGAGUUUUUCCUUCUCAUUUUGGUGUCAGUGAUUGAGCUGCAUAGAAACAAAAGGUGUUUGCACUUGCUGUGGGUCAGCUCCCAGCAGUGGGUGGAGGCGGUGGUGAAGUGUGCCAAGCUUCCUGCCACCGCGUUCGCGCGGACGUCUGAGAAGUCCGCUGGCAGCUGCUCCAGGGGGUCAGCCGUGGCGUCCUCGCUGGCACUGCAUGCGCUGCCAUCCAACUCCGUGCAGCUUGCUUGUGUGCAGCUGAUCCGGAGUCUCCUCAAAGAAGGCUAUCAGCUGGGGCAGCAAACGCUUUGUAAGCGAUUCUGGGAUAAGCUCAACCUGUUCCUGCGGGGAAAUUUGUCUCUGGGCUGGCAGUUGACUAGUCAGGAAACCCAUGAACUACAGACUUGCUUAAAGCAAAUUAUCAGAAACAUAAAAUUCAAGGUUCCUCAGUAUAGCACUUAUGUGGAACUGGCGCCUGCCUGUAAAAACCCUCCUGCAGCUUACAAAAAAGAAAAAAAUGAGCAAACAGGGAAGAAAUCUAAAAAACACGUGCACUGUCUGGAAAACUCCAGCCCGACAUUUUCUAAAGAACCAGUGAAAGCUGAUGCCUUUCACAUGCAAGAGAGAGUAUUGGUCAAAGCAACUAGCGCCGUAGCAGACGAUGGUAAGCAACAUUACGUAAAAGAUUCAAAGCUGCAAGACCACCUCUCAGCUGAGCUAUCCUUGAAGCAGGCUAGUAAAAGCCACCACUUGGAGAAAGCUCCAGGUUCCGUCAAGAUGGAUGCAAGGAAGCAGAAGUCUGUAAAAGAGAAUCCUUCCUACAUGCCAAAGAGGAGCAUUUCAAGAAAUGGUCCGGAAAGGGGAUGUGGCGGGGGCGCAGUGAUACCAGCGCGCUCACUAGCUAAUUCUAGCAGCGAUUCUGUGGAGAACGGGGCCGCACCAAGUGAGGACUUGGCCUUGAAGGAUGAUGCUCUUGGCAAAACCUCAAAAACAAAAAAAGCACAAAAGGAUGAUAUCUGUGCUAAGUUGUCACAUGUAAUAAAGAAACAGCACAGGAGAAGUAUGUCAGUCGGCAAUUUCGAGGCAACUCGGACUCUGUCAGACAUUGAGAGCUUCUAUGCAAAGAGAGAUGCAGCAGGUCAGAAAGGGGAUGGCUUCGCGCACAGUGUGGGUUUAGAUCCUAACGGUGUUCUGGGUGGUGAAAAUGGAGAACAAAAGUCUCAAAGCAGUUUGUUGCUGAAAAAACAAUUUAAGAAAGAGCUAGGUAUUUUCUCUUCCUGUGAAAACAGUGAUCACGUUCAGGACUGUUCUGCUGGUGAUAAAGAUCUGGUCUCUCUUACAGAAAUGACCAGUGCUUUCAUGAAGAAAACACCGCCCUUUGAAGACCCUUUAGCUGUGUUUGAAUCGAGAGAGGACAGUGACCCGAGUGCUGGUCAGGUUUCCUCCGCCUUGAGAGAGCAGGCUUCGAGCGCCAGUCCUUCGUCUGACACCCUAACAGAUUCGCAGGUAGACAGAGACCUCCACAAGUUAUCUUUAAUAGCUCAAGCCAGUGUUAUUAAGUUUCCCUCAGAUUCAACUCAAAAGAGUCUGUCCCCUCUACAAGGAAAAGUGAAAGAAGAUGAAAGGUGUUUUGUAACAAACCAGAAUACCGUUGCGGCAGCCCGCUGUGGACAGGUUAUUAUUAUUUCAGAUUCUGAUGAUGACGACGAUGCAAGAAUGCUGGAGUUUGAGACCCACAUCAGACAAGAUAAGGUGUGCGUGGAGAAGCAAUAUCCAGAGCCGCGUGCUCUGAUCACUGACGUGUGUGUGGAAAGAGUGGUAAAGGAAGAGGAGGCAAUGGAUAUUUUACAGCUGGAAGAAUCUGAGUCUCAGUUUUUUGAGUUUGAAAGUCCCCAUGAAGUGUUUUCAGUUUGGCAAGAUCAGAAGCCGGAUGACAAGCAUUCCACUCAAGAGGAUGAAGGAAAGUCGGGUGUGACACGCAGAGCUGCUGUCACAAACCACUGGACUUGUGAUCCUAGUUAUGAGUUUGAAGAGGCCAUGGAAAAGGUGGCAGAGGGCCCCGGAGGACGUGCAGAAGCACAGGGUGCUGGUGUUUCUGUCACAGAAUUUUUUAAAACAAAGAGAAAACGAUUUGAAAAACCGGUAGCCGAAGAUCCUGUAAGGUCGUCAUCUGCCAGCAGCAAGGACCAGUCUGAUAUUCUCAGUGAGAGAGAGCUGACUGACGGCGAUUUUAAAAUUACUGACAUAAAGACUGUAAGUCCCAACUCAAGCUCCGAGAACAGCGCCGGGGCCGCUCUAAAGAAGUCUUCUCCAAAGCUUCGUGCUUACUCUAAACCCAUCAGGAAGGUCCCAGUCUCUAAAACUAAGAAAACACAUCCAGAUACCAAGAAAGGGCAGAAUAAAAAUCCUAACUAUAUAAGCUGCAGGACAACGCCUGCUAUUGUGCCUCCGAAGAAGUCUCGCCAGUGUCCUGAGCCCAUGUCCACAGUGGAGAAACUUGGCCUGAAGAAGGCUCCUCGCAGGGCGUUUGAGCUGUCGCAACGCUCUUUGGAUUGCAUAGUGCAGUUGCGUGACCAUGGCAAGACCGUGGGAGCCGUUGAUACCAGAAAGAAGACUAAGUUGAUCACUCCUCAGACUCUCUCUGUUAAAAAUAACAAGAAACUGCUGACGAGUCAGGAUCUUCAGCUGCGAAGGCAGGUGAGACCCAAAGCACCACAAAACAGACACGCACGCUUUGAGAACGAAAACGCCAGGCCCCGCCCAGCACAGAGUCCCGACGAUGUGGUCGCGCCAGACUCCAGUCGCUCAGAUUGUAAACGAGGCGCCGAAGCAGCUGCAGCCAGUAACGGAAAGUUGACCCAGCGCACGUCUGAGCCAGAAUCCGUGAAAGCAGUGUGUGCUUCCGAGGCGACCAGUGACACUUCUCCUGUGAGCCAGUGUGGGUCUGUGGCACUAAACGGAAGAAUACUGGCGAGUGAGGCCCUUGCCUCCGUGUCCGAGGGCCCUGCAGGAGGGGGCGUCCGCACCUCACCCUUGGCCACGCGAAAGGAGCCAGAACCCGAGGCCGGCAGCGAUGCGGAGGACGAGAGUUUGUUUUUAACACAGAACGAUCCUGAAGAUAUGGAUUUGUGUUCACAGAUGGAGAUCGAGAGCGAUGCAGUCCCCGAGCCCGCCCAGAGGAGAGACGCAGUUCAGGUGGGCGGAGAUGCCCCCGUGCGGCCUCACUUGGACGCUCCGAGCGGUGUGACGUGUAGGCACAGAGAUUGCAACGAAGCUGUGCCAGCCCCGGGCGACUGCUGCCCAGCCCACGCCGAGGCCAGAGCCGCCGAUGAAGGCGUGUUCCGCAAGCCCGCCCUGCCCCUGCCGGCCUCCAAGCCCCUGCGGCCUUCCAGGACUAAGAUUUUCAGUUGUACCUCACGCAGUGCUAACCUCUCCAGGUCUUUGGAAAAUGACGCUGUGCUCCCCCCAGCUCUGAAAAACAAGUCAAAUGGGGUGCAGUCCAUUGUGAAAGCACCACAACCGGCCUGCCUGGUGACCCCGAAGCCGGUGGGGGAGGGCAAGAGUGUGUGCAGUGCUGUCCCUUCGCCGCCCCCGAGCACCCCCAGCAGGCCGGCCGGCAGACUUCCGUUUGCUGAGAGCAGACCCUUCUCCCCGGCUUCGCCGGCCAGCAGCCCCCUGCUGUCGCAGUCCAUCUCCGACGCCUUCGUUAAAGAGGUCUUGAAGUGGAAAUACGACAUGUUUGUGAUCUUCGAUCAGUGCGGGCCCCCGGCGAGCCUGUGCCAGUCCAUCUCGAGACCGGUGCCGGUCCGCUUUCAGGACUACAGAGAGUACUUCAGUGUGUUUUUCCCCCUGAUGGUGCUGAAUACUUUUGAAACAGUGGCACAGGAAUGGAUGAGUUCUCCAAAUAAAGAGAAAUAUUAUCAGUUGCAUGUACGAAAAUUUCCUGCUGAAUAUAAAAAAAGCUGGGAGUUUGUGGCUUAUCUCAAGGAAUGUGAACUAGCUAAACAGCUUCAUCCAAAGGAAAAUGAUUUGGUGUUUUUGGUUCCUGAAAAACUCAGUGGAGAGAAGGAUGCGGAGAGAAACUGCUUGCAAGAUCCCUAUGACUAUUACUGUGGUUAUGUUCACAAAUUCCGCCGCACUUCAGUCAUGCGUAAUGGGAGGUCUGAGUGCUCCCUUUCCAUCCAGACUCAAGAUACUCUGCCAGUCGGCUUAAAUGAAUUGGUGAGGUGCACUGUAAUCAGCUCUCUGGUCACCACACAAAGGAAGUUGAAAGCCAUGUCUCUGUUGAGUGGUCGCAACCAGUUGGCCAGAGCUGUUCUGAACCCAAACCCCAUGGACUUCUGUACAAAAGACCUACUGACCACAACGUCGGAGAGAAUUGUUGCCUACUUACGAGAUUUCAACGAGGACCAGAAGAAGGCAAUAGAGACCGCCUAUGCCAUGGUGAAGCACUCCCCUGCCGUUGCCAAGAUCUGUCUGAUUCAUGGCCCACCUGGGACAGGAAAGUCGAAGACCAUUGUCGGCCUUCUGUACCGCCUCCUGACAGAGACCCAGAGGAGGGGACAUUUGGAUGAGAACUCUAAUGCCAAAAUCAAACAGAACCGUGUCCUCGUGUGCGCCCCUUCCAACGCGGCUGUUGAUGAGCUGAUGAAAAAGAUCAUCCUCGAAUUCAAAGAAAAAUGUAAAGACAAGAAGAAUCCUUUGGGAAACUGUGGAGAUAUAAAUUUAGUACGUCUGGGCCCAGAAAAGUCUAUUAACAACGAGGUCCUGAAGUUCAGCUUGGACAGCCAAGUCAGCCACAGGAUGAAAAAAGACUUGCCCUCUCAUGUUCAGGAGAUGCAUAGAAGAAAGGACUAUCUGGACCUCCAGCUGGAUGAGCUCUCCCGGCAGCGCGCCUUGUGCCGGGUGGGCAGGGAGAUGCAGAAGCAAGAAUUAGAUGAAAAAAUCGCCAGAGUUUCAAAAGAAAGGCAGGAACUUGCUUCUAAAAUUAAAGAGGUUCAAGGACGCCCACAGAAGACGCAGAGCAUCAUCAUCUUGGAGUCCCACGUCAUCUGCUGCACGCUGAGCACCAGCGGCGGCUUGCUGCUGGAGUCUGCUUUCCGUGGGCAAGGAGGCGUCCCCUUCAGCUGCGUCAUUGUGGACGAGGCGGGGCAGUCUUGCGAAGUUGAGACCCUCACUCCACUCAUCCAUCGUUGCAACAAGCUCAUCCUCGUGGGAGACCCCAAACAGCUGCCCCCCACGGUCAUCUCCAUGAAAGCGCAGGAGUAUGGCUACGACCAGUCGAUGAUGGCGCGCUUCUGCAAGCUGCUGGGCGAGAACGUGGAGCACGACGUGAUCAGCAGGCUGCCCAUCGUGCAGCUCACCACCCAGUACCGGAUGCAUCCUGACAUCUGCCUCUUCCCCUCCAACUACGUGUACAACAGGAGCCUGAAGACCAACAGAGUGACUGAGACCAAUCGGUGUUCGUCAGACUGGCCGUUCCAGCCUUACCUCGUGUUUGAUGUGGGAGACGGCUCAGAAAGACGGGACAACGACUCAUAUGUCAAUAUUCAAGAAAUAAAACUGGUGAUGGAAAUAAUUAAACUUAUUAAAGAGAAAAGGAAGGACGUUACUUUCCGGAACAUUGGCAUCAUCACCCAUUACAAGGCCCAGAAGACCAUGAUUCAGAAGGAUUUGGACAAAGAGUUUGACAGAAAAGGGCCGGCAGAGGUGGACACCGUGGAUGCAUUCCAGGGGCGCCAGAAGGACUGUGUCAUUGUCACGUGUGUGAGAGCGAAUACUCUGCAGGGUUCCAUUGGGUUUCUGGCAAGUUUGCAGAGACUGAAUGUCACCAUCACGCGAGCCAAGUACAGCCUCUUCAUCCUUGGACACCUCAGGACCCUGAUGGAAAACCAGCACUGGAAUCACCUGAUCCAGGACGCUCAGAAGCGGGGCGCCAUCAUCAAGACCUGUGACAGGAACUAUAAACACGACGCCACGAAGAUCCUGAAACUGAAGCCCACUCUGCAGCGGAGUCUGACUCACCCUCCUGCCGUGGCCCCCGAGGCGUGCAGACCCCCCGGCGGCCUGCCGGGCAGCAGGCCGGACACGUCGCCCUCUGCGUCUUCCCUGUACCACACCCCUCCCGACGCCAGGGAGUCCGCCGUUCCUGCGAAGGACACUGGGAAGUCCCCUGCGCAGGACCAACUCCGGGACCCGCGCCUGCUCCGGCGGAUGGGCCUGGCCCCCGAGGCGCAUCUCAGGGACCCGCAGCCCCCGAGCCCCCAGCACCCUGCAGCGACGCCGCCGUGCGGGGAGCCCGGCUUCCCGGGGAGCCCCCAGGACCUGGGCAGUGCUGUGCCGCAUUCCACCAUCAGAGGGGCCUCUCUGGGCAGCCACCAGCCUCAGGCGCAGAGCGAGCCCCUGGCUGCCGGCCCGGAGGCCGCCUCCAGCAAAAGGAAGUGCGAGCAGGGCGGGGAGCUGAGCCACAGGCGGGAGGCCAGGGCGCUCAGUGACGGGGACCAGGACACUCGCCGCGCCGCGAGCCCUCCCGUGGCCUGGGGCUCGGGCUGGGACCCCCGCAGGGCAGAGGACGAAGGCAGCUCAAAGAAAAGGAAGCUGUUGUAGGGGAGCCGGGCGCUGUGGACAAGACGGACACUGGCUCGUGGACUGUCCGGACGAGGGUGGUUUUUUUUUUUUUUUUUUGGUUUUUUUGGGGCCUCGAAGGGGACAUGUGUACUGUUGGAAAUGGGGUGACACACACGCCGUACCCUGGUGUGCUGGCCGUGGCGCCCCAGGCACCCAGGCCUGACUGCUCCUCACCUGCAGAACGGGCACGGAGCGCUGUGCGGUGGAGCGCACCUCCGUGGGCGGGGGUGGGCGAAGCCAGCUAGGG
Molecule: messenger RNA, 8341 nt
Organism: Condylura cristata (star-nosed mole)
Lineage: Eukaryota; Metazoa; Chordata; Mammalia; Eulipotyphla; Talpidae
Gene: SETX
Product: senataxin
Exons: 25
Coding region: 115-8073 (2652 amino acids)
Biological process (GO): termination of RNA polymerase II transcription
Cellular component (GO): nuclear body
Molecular function (GO): transcription termination site sequence-specific DNA binding; helicase activity
Source: RefSeq, a predicted model, not a curated record